Molecule: messenger RNA, 4793 nt
Organism: Anastrepha obliqua
Lineage: Eukaryota; Metazoa; Arthropoda; Insecta; Diptera; Tephritidae
Product: maternal protein pumilio-like
Exons: 8
Coding region: 1-2697 (898 amino acids)
Biological process (GO): post-transcriptional regulation of gene expression
Cellular component (GO): cytoplasm; nucleus
Molecular function (GO): mRNA 3'-UTR binding
Source: RefSeq, a predicted model, not a curated record
AUGUGUACAAAUCGCAACAGCAGCGCCAAAUCGAUAGAUUUGAAUAUGAGUUUUACUAGCAGUGUAAGUUCUACCAGCUCUGCUCUUGGCGUGGACUAUGGAAAUGCUGCUGUAAGUGACGAUGUGCUUUCGCUAGCUUUGAAUCAAAAUCAACAACUUUUCCGCUCACAGAAUCCCGGACUCGCUGCCACAAAUGCUGCGGCCGCCGCCGCUGCUGCAGCAGCUGCCACAUCGGCUGCGCCACCUGGCGCUCCGAAUGGCACAAUGCAGCCACAACAGAUGGCACAAAUGGCCGCCUCACAACAAUUCUUGGCCGCACAACAGAAUGCCGCAUACGCAGCGCAACAGGCCGCACCCUACGUCAUCAAUCCAGGACAGGACGCAGCACCCUAUAUGGGUCUAAUUGCAGCACAAAUGCCACAGUAUUAUGGUGUGCAAUGGGGCAUGUACCCCAGCAAUCUGAUACCACAACAGGGAACACAACCGCGGCGGCCGUUGACGCCAUCGCAGCAGGGCGCUGAGAAUCAAUCGUAUCAGGUCAUACCGGCAUUUUUCGAUCAAAGCGGCUCACUGGUGAUGGGACCACGCACAGGUACACCAAUGCGCCUUGUAAGCCCAGCACCGGUGUUGGUACCGCCUGGAGCUACACGGGCUGGCCCACCGCCGCCACAGGGUCCACCACAACUAUAUCCGCCGCAGCCACAGACGGCUCAGCAGAAUUUAUACUCACAACAGAAUGGUUCAAGUGUUGGAGGACUCGCCUUGAACACCAAUUCGCUAACCGGUCGUCGCGACUCGUUCGAUCGGAACACAUCCGCCUUUAGCCCCUCGGCCGUGGAUUACAAUAAUAGCAGCACUUCUACACUGCAAGCUGCUGCAGCUGCCGCAGCCGCUGCUGCUGCUGCCGCGCGCGGCAAAUGGCCCGGUGCUGUGACUAGCAGCUAUGGUGCACUAGGCGCCACUGCCUCGGCUAGCCCGAUUGGCACAGCCAUCACCCCGCCGCCACAAUCGUGUCUCGUCUCUAAUCGUGCACCAGGCGCUGAAACCAAAUAUCGUCAACAAAUGGCUGUCGGCGCUGUUGGUCUACCGCCCGCUGCGGCUGCAGCACAAGCGGCACAGGCAGCUGCUGCUGCUGCCGCUGCUAACAACAUGUUCGGUUCAAGUAGUUCGCUGUUCUCGAAACUGGCUAUUCCGGGCAAUGCAGCCGCUGCUGCAGCUGCUGCUGCCGCCGCUGCCUCAACACGUCAUGCCGCAGCCACUGCCGCUGGAUUGAAUGCAUCCGCAGCUGCUGCUGCUGCUGCCGCGGCCGCGGCUGGCGCAACACAACCGGGACGUUCACGCCUUCUAGAGGACUUCCGCAAUCAGCGCUACCCCAAUUUGCAGUUACGCGAUUUGGCCAAUCAUAUUGUGGAAUUUUCGCAGGAUCAGCACGGCUCACGCUUCAUACAGCAGAAACUGGAACGCGCCACUGCUGCCGAAAAGCAAAUGGUUUUUAACGAGAUUUUGGGUUCAGCCUUUAGCUUGAUGACCGACGUGUUUGGCAACUAUGUCAUACAGAAAUUCUUUGAGUUCGGCACACCCGAGCAGAAGAAUACACUGGGCAUGCAGGUGAAAGGCCAUGUGCUGCAAUUGGCAUUGCAAAUGUACGGUUGUCGUGUCAUACAGAAGGCGUUGGAGAGUAUUUCGUCAGAGCAGCAACAGGAGAUCGUACGUGAAUUGGACGGUAAUAUAUUGAAAUGUGUAAAGGACCAGAAUGGCAAUCAUGUGGUGCAAAAGUGCAUCGAACGCGUGGAUCCAUCGGCGCUGCAGUUCGUGAUCAAUGCAUUCAAGGGUCAAGUAUAUACGCUAAGCACACACCCAUAUGGCUGCCGGGUCAUACAACGCAUAUUGGAGCACUGCACCGCUGAGCAAACACAGCCAAUACUGGAUGAAUUGCACGAACAUACCGAGCAGCUGAUACAGGAUCAGUACGGCAACUACGUCAUACAACAUGUGUUGGAGCAUGGCAAGCCCGAAGACAAAUCGAUACUCAUCGCCAGCGUGCGUGGCAAGGUUCUGGUAUUGUCGCAGCAUAAAUUCGCUUCGAAUGUGGUGGAGAAAUGCGUCACACAUGCCACACGCGGCGAACGCACAGCACUCAUCGAUGAAGUGUGCACCUUCAAUGACAACGCCUUGCACGUCAUGAUGAAGGAUCAGUAUGCCAACUAUGUGGUGCAGAAAAUGAUUGACGUCUCCGAGCCGACACAAUUGAAAAAGCUAAUGAACAAGAUACGCCCACAUAUGGUGGCAUUACGCAAAUACACCUACGGCAAGCACAUCAAUGCCAAACUGGAGAAAUAUUUCAUGAAGACGGCAAAUCCAAUUACAACAACAGCAUGCACCACACUCGCCUCACCGUCACAAUCGUCGAUUGCGGGCAACACCAGCAUCUCAACCAUAACAACAGCGGCAUGCAGCACAGCGACUGGACUGACCAUGACCACGCCCACCAAUAGCGUGGCUGCCGGCCUAACGGUUGGCACACCUAUAAUGAUCCAAGAGAAUGGCAUUAGUGUCACAGCAGUAGGUCAAACAUCGCCAGCAGUGUCAUCCUGCACCGUAUCGACAAACAGCAGCAGCGCCACCUCAGUGGUAACAGCUGUCAAUAGCGGCCUAGGACCCAUUGGACCACCUACCGCCAACGGUGUGGUGUUGUAAAGAGGCACUAACAGAGCUAAGCCAAAAUAAAAGCAUACAAAAUGCAUGCAGUACAAGUGAGGAGCUGAAGAAGAAGAAGAGAGGAAAAAAAAUCACACACACACAGAUAGAAUAAAAAUGGAAUGGACACAGUUUUAUUAGUUUAUAUUCAAUAAGUAGCAAGUAUUUACAUGUAUGAAAAGAAUGCGAGCGCCAGGACGGACUUUACUAUAAUUUAAAUGUGUAACUUAGUUUUAAGAUGCUGUAUUUUUGCGGGUUCUAUUUAGGUUUCUAGACAUUUUCUAAACAAAUUCAUGGGGGGAAAAAGAAUUCUUGCGCGUUAUUCGUAAUGAGCAAGAAAAUCUAAUUUACUACAAGAAUCUCGGAAACUGAAAACAAAUGUUGACAGGCAACGCUGGUUCACACACAUUUUAUGCUUUGUAAACUAAUGAAAAAUCAAUGAGAAUUAAUGGGAAAAUGAGAAAAUGAGAGAACAAAAAAAAAUUGAUGUCAAACGGCAGUAAGCUUCAUUUGCGCGUUCGAUUUGGGUGGCGCUCGAUUUUAAGAUAAACGUCAACCAAAGACAUCAAAAUCGUUAACAAAAAUUGUAAAAAAAUACAACUCGAUUUCAAGUUUUCUAGAAGUUAGCAAACGAGAAGAAAGCAAAGAUUGCAUACGUUUCAAAAAACACGAAACACGCAUUCGAAGCUGCUUACAAAACGAAGAAAAUCAGCAAAAGUUAAAAAAAAAGUGAACUAGAAAGGAAAACUACGCUUGAAUUGAGAGCAUUCGUUUAAGGCUUUUGUAGCGCAAGCGCGCACCAAUUUUCUAAUAAACAAAAGUCAGCAAAACAAACAAAAAUUUCGUAAAAAGAAAUAAGAAAUUAUGUGAAAAACAUGAAAAGAGAGAAGAAAAAAGAAAAAAGAAGAGAACACACACAAAUGAAGCAUAAUGAGAAACAAGCAGCAUCAAGAACACACAAAAGCGCACUCAUUUAUCAUAUAAAAGAAUUAUUUGUAAAAAACAAACAGCAACAAGAAAAUAAGUUUAGUUUUAAGAAAUGUAUCUAUGUAUUUGUAAAAGUAAUUUCUCAGUAGCGUUCACACCGCAUGCUUGCACCCACCCACACACGCGCACACGCACGUACGCGCACACCGCUCAUAGGCUCUUCCAAACGCUGCUCAUUGGCACAAAAGAGUCAACGUAGUGGCGUUUGUGAUGGCACGGGGGGAGUCGCGGAGUGGUGGUGUGGUGGCGGUGGAAAAGCUGUGCACAUGAACUUCGUGGGCACGAACGCCUUCUAAUUAUAAUUUACUGUUAGUGCUUUUGCUGCUGUUUUAAGUGUAGUUAUUUUAGAAGACUUUGGCAUGCAGUUUAUUUAACAAUGCAAACAACAUUUGAACACACACAAACACACAUGCUUAUGCAUAUAUAUAUGAAACACAAGCAAAACACACACACACACACUCACACACGCAGCGUUAGCACACAAACACUUGUAUACAGUUAUAUAUAUUUUUUUGCAUUUUUUUAGAGCGCAGUUUGAUUGGCGCAAAAAUGCAAAAAACCAAGAAAAAAACAAAAACAAAGGACUUUUGUAUAUUAUAUUUAAAAAGAGACAAACCAAACUCACAACUAAGGACUUGUUGCGCACAAAUGAGAUUUUUUGUUGGCUGAGGAGUUGGCGGUGCGAAAGAUGUGUCGAAUGGGUGUUUUCGUGAGAAUUUAGAAUGAUGUAUAAAAGUGCAUGUAAAAAUGUUCAUAAAAAUUCAUGUAAAAAUGUCAUAACUCCAAAAACAAAAUCAAUUAUAAAAAUUCAUAUGAAAAAUGGAGACUAAUGGAAACUCGAAAAUCGAAUGGAAGAAAUUGCCAAAAAAUGUCAAUAUUAUUGAUGUAAUUUACAGUAAAUGGUGUAAUAUUUUAUUAAAAAUCGUUGGACAAGCGGGAGAGUUUGCCAGAUAUAAUAAUUUGGCGAUUUAACAAUGCUAAAGAAUUAUAAAAAAAUUUUGUACCUUUUAUUAAAUGCUUUUUCGGCUUAAAUUACUCACUCACAAUGGCAAAUUUGAAAUUAAAAGCAGUUUUCAUGUAGGAAAAGCGUAACUUCAUGCACACUCGGC